Molecule: messenger RNA, 6595 nt
Organism: Rhinopithecus roxellana (golden snub-nosed monkey)
Lineage: Eukaryota; Metazoa; Chordata; Mammalia; Primates; Cercopithecidae
Gene: PPP6R1
Product: protein phosphatase 6 regulatory subunit 1
Exons: 25
Coding region: 604-3249 (881 amino acids)
Cellular component (GO): cytosol; nucleus
Molecular function (GO): protein phosphatase binding; protein phosphatase regulator activity
Source: RefSeq, a predicted model, not a curated record
CUUGCGCUAGGGGGAUUGUGGGAUAGUGGCGGAGGGAGCCGGGCGGCGGAGGCCCUGAGGCGGGCCGCAGAGCCCGGAGACUGAGCGGCUCUGGGGAAGGGGCGGUUAAGGAAGUAGGCCUCGGCUUCCGUCGGUCGCUGCUCGGCUCUGCGGCUCGUUUGGUCCGCGGAGGAGGACGUCUUCCCCUCCCGCGGGGCGCUGGGUUGGACUGUGGAAACCGAGGCAACUUCCCCCGUCUUCCCGGCUGAGGCGCCUGCGCGGGCCUCGCGACCGGCUCGCCCGCAACCCGCUUUGGCCGGCGCGCCCACCUCGCCUGCGGACCCCGGAGGCGCCUACGCGGACUCGUGACACCCCCGGCCCGCCGGCAACCCCAACCGGCGCUGACCCCCUCAAUUCUGCAGGACCCGGCGCGCGAGGACCCCACGACCCGCGGGCGCCUGCGCGGACCCCGCGAGCCCCGGCGCCUGCGCAAGUCCCCGACGCCGCCCCCGCCCCUAUUUACCGGGCCCCGCAGCAGGGGCCGGAGCCGCCGGCGGCGGGGCGGGGGGGGCGCCCCGAUGAGCCCCGAGUGCGAGGAGCCGCCGCCCCCCCUCGCAGGGCGCCAUGUUUUGGAAGUUUGACCUGCACACAAGCUCACACCUGGACACGCUGCUGGAGCGGGAGGACCUGAGCCUGCCCGAGCUGCUGGACGAGGAAGACGUGCUGCAGGAGUGCAAGGUGGUCAACCGCAAGCUGCUGGAUUUCCUGCUGCAGCCACCCCACCUGCAGGCCAUGGUGGCCUGGGUCACCCAGGAGCCGCCAGCUAGCGGUGAGGAGCGGCUUCGCUACAAGUACCCCAGUGUGGCCUGCGAGAUUCUGACCUCAGACGUACCGCAGAUCAAUGACGCCCUGGGUGCUGAUGAGUCCCUCCUGAACCGGCUCUACGGCUUCCUGCAGAGCACCGGCAGCCUCAACCCACUGCUGGCCAGCUUCUUCAGCAAGGUCAUGGGCAUCCUCAUCAACCGCAAGACGGACCAGCUUGUGUCCUUUCUGCGGAAGAAGGAUGACUUCGUGGACCUGCUGCUGCAGCACAUCGGCACCUCGGCCAUCAUGGACCUGCUGCUGCGCCUGCUUACCUGUGUGGAGCGGCCCCAGCUGAGGCAGGACGUUGUCAAUUGGCUCAACGAGGAGAAGAUCGUCCAGCGGCUGAUUGAGCAGAUCCACCCGUCGAAGGAUGAGAAUCAACAUUCCAACGCGUCCCAGUCCCUGUGUGACAUCGUCCGCCUGAGCCGGGAGCAGAUGAUCCAAGUCCAGGACAGCCCAGAGCCUGACCAGCUGCUGGCCACUCUGGAGAAGCAGGAGACGAUUGAGCAGCUCUUAAGCAACAUGUUCGAGGUGGAGCAGAGCCAGUCUGUCAUCGUCAGUGGGAUCCAGGUGCUCCUGACCCUGCUGGAGCCCAGGAGGCCGAGGUCCGAGUCCAUGACUGUGAACAACUUCUUCAGCAGUGUGGAUGGGCAGCUGGAGUUCCUGGCCCAGGGAGCCCUGGAAAGCACUGUGUCCAGUGUGGGCGCCUUGCACGCCCUGCGCCCGCGGCUCAGCUGCUUCCACCAGCUCCUGCUGGAGCCUCCCAAGCUGGAGCCGCUACAGAUGACGUGGGGCAUGCUGGCUCCGCCUCUGGGCAACACGCGGCUGCACGUGGUCAAGCUCCUGGCCAGUGCCCUGAGCGCCAAUGAUGCAGCCCUGACGCAGGAGCUCCUGGCACUGGACGUGCCCAACACCAUGCUGGACCUCUUCUUCCACUAUGUCUUCAACAACUUCUUGCAUGCCCAAGUGGAGGGAUGCGUGAACACCAUGCUGAGCUUGGGGCCACCUCCUGACAGCAACCCUGAGAUGCCCGUCCAAAACCCAGUUGUGAAACAUCUGCUGCAGCAGUGCCGCCUGGUGGAGCGGAUCCUGGCUUCCUGGGAGGAGAACGACCGUGUACAGUCUGCGGGAGGCCCUCGGAAAGGCUACAUGGGCCACCUGACGAGAAUGGCCAACGCCCUGGUGCAGAGCACAGAGAAGGGGCCCAAUGCAGAGCAGCUGGGACAGCUGCUGAAGGAGCUGCCCAGCGAGCAGCAGGAGCAGUGGGAAGCCUUUGUAUCGGGGCCCCUGGCGGAGACCAACAAGAAGAACAUGGUGGACCUGGUGAACACCCACCACCUGCACUCCUCCAGUGACGAUGAGGACGACCGGCUCAAGGAGUUCAACUUCCCUGAGGAGGCCGUGCUGCAGCAGGCCUUCAUGGACUUCCAGAUGCAGCGCAUGACCUCUGCCUUUAUUGACCACUUUGGCUUCAAUGAUGAGGAGUUUGGGGAGCAGGAGGAGAGUGUGAAUGCACCUUUUGACAAGACAGCCAACAUCACGUUCUCCCUCAACGCCGACGAUGACAACCCCAACGCCAACCUACUUGAGAUAUGCUACAAGGACCGAAUCCAGCAGUUUGAUGAUGAUGAGGAAGAGGAGGACGAGGAAGAGGCCCAGGGCUCAGGGGAGUCUGAUGGAGAAGAUGGCGCCUGGCAGGGUAGCCAGUUGGCCAGGGGGGCCCGUCUGAGCCAGCCCCCUGGUGUCCGGAGUGGAGGCAGCACAGACAGUGAGGAUGAAGAAGAGGAGGACGAGGAGGAGGAGGAAGACGAGGAGGGCAUUGGCUGUGCAGCCCGUGGAGGGGCCACCCCCAUGUCCUACCCCAGCCCUGGCCCUCAGCCUCCAGGCCCCAGCUGGACAGCCACCUUUGACCCAGUGCCUACAGAUGCCCCGACCAGUCCCCGAGUCUCCAGGGAGGAAGAGCUGCACACUGGGCCUCCAGCCCUAAAGGGACCCCUCAGUGUAUCCCAGGACCUCCCCACCAAGAACCUGGCCAGCCCUCCUGCCCGUGAUGCCCUGCAGCUCAGGUCUCAGGACCCCACACCCCCCUCAGCACCUCAGGAAGCCACAGAAGGCAGCAAAGUCAUAGAGCCCUCAGCCCCCUGCCAGGCCUUGGUUAGCAUCGGGGACCUUCAGGCCACCUUCCACGGGAUCCGUUCUGCCCCCAACUCCUCGGACAGUGCAACCAGAGACCCCGCUACCUCUGUCCCAGCCUCCGGGGCCCACCAGCGCCCCCAGACCACAGAUGGGGAGAAGAGCCCAGAGCCCUUGGGGCUUCCCCAAAGCCAGAGUGCCCAGGCCCUCACGCCUCCUCCGAUACCCAAUGGCUCUGCCCCGGAAGGGCCUGCAUCCCCAGGCUCCCAAUAGCUGCCUGGUGUGGCAGCGGCGGCCAAAUCUUCCGUCCUCCCGUGGAUUUCCCAGGGUGGGGGCAGGGCGGGUCCCAUGAUGGCCCCCGGUGCCCUUAUCACCCUGAACCCCCCACAUUCUCUCCUCUGGACCCCCAGGAGGCGGGUACCAGGGAGACAGGCCCAACCCACCCCCAUUUGCACUGAGAAGAGAAGUUUUGGAGCAUUGCCUCCUAGAAUAAAGAUAAAGAGAGUCAAAUAGAGAGAAUGGAGAGAGAGAGAAACGUAUAUUAUAUAUUAUAUAGAGAGAGAGGGAGGAGAGCGAGAGAAAGUGAGGACACCGAGCUGGGCUGGCAGCUCCAAAGCACAGCCUUCCCCAUUCCGUCCCAGCGGGGGCUGGUGUUAGGGGUCCCAAGGUUGCCGCCCACGUGCCCAGCCGUCCCAUGCUCCAGCGCAGAUGGCCACUCCCACACCCGGCCUUUCAGCUCAGGUCCACCAUGGGGGACGGCCCAGCACAGGUGGGGGUGCCAGAGGAUCCCGAGUGGGGGCCGUGCCUUUGCCCAGACCCUGCACUUUCAACCAGGCCAGUCCGGCUCUGGGGAGCAGGGGCCUCCCCGGCAACACCCCUAGGGGCCUUGAGGGUCUGGGGUCCCAGCCCUGUUGCCAAGUGGCCUUGUCCCCAGCUCCCUCCUCCAGGCUGGUGUGAGUGUGCGUGCGUUCGUGCCGAGCUUCUAUUUCAUAUUGCAAAUAUAAAUAAAGGAAGACAGUUUACGAUUCUGCUGGUCAGACCUUACGUUCUGGGAUGCAGGGUGGGGAGUCUGUGUUAUCCCUGCAUCUCAGAGGCUGGGGGUGCUUCUGACCCAGUCUGUCCCAACACUGUGUCCUGCCGGGGGGAGCCCUGUGGCUGCAGAGGCCCCAGGCUGGGCCAGGCGCUGGCUGUGAGGACUCCUGCCAGGCCUACCCCACCUAUGGGCAGGGCUGUGGGCAGAGAAUGGAAACCACCGACGGGGGCUCACAUCCCUGCUCCUGCCCACACUGAUCCCAGUGACCAAGCCCAGCAUUGAGGCCGGGCUCUGGCACCCCGUAGGUCUGAGUCUUCCAGGUGGGAGGUGGGAAUGCAGGCUGGGUGUGCAGCGAGUGGCACGGGUGAGCGGCACUGGGAAACCGGCGCGUGUGAACCGGGCCAUGGGGACAGCGUCCUCACUUGGGUGUGCAGCGAGUGGCACAGGUGAGCGGCGCUGGGAAACCGGCGCGUGUGAACCGGGCCAUGGGGACAGCGUCCUCACUUGGGUGGCAGUUGGCUUGGAGGUCACCUGGGGCUCACUCCGCUAACAGGAGAGGGUGCUUAUUGCCCGCAUUCAUGGUGGUCCCUCCUCGUCACCCAUUGAAGCGGUGUUUGUGGUGGAGCCCCUGAGGGCUUAGUGGGGUUGAGCAGAAUGAGGAAAAGCUUCAUGGAGCAGGGAGGGAGAUAGCUAGGGCAGCAACUGAAGGACGGACUCGCCUUUCCAUCCCUCUGGGGUGCUCCUGCCAGCCAGCCCCUCCCCCACUUUCAUGAAGGGGUGGCCGUUGGAAUUCUGCACUCCAUCUCUUCUGAUUGGGCCCAGGACAAGGGGACAGGCAUUUGUGGGCCUCACCCCCCAGGCAGACAGGAGGAGGAAGCCAUGUCCCACCAGGCUAGGGCAGAGGGACCCCUGAUGCCAACAGUGCUUUAUCAGCGGGUGCCAGGCAAGGCCGUCCCCAGGGUGAGGACAACAUCUCUCUGGGCCCUGUUAUCAGUCACAGAGUCCACAGGACGCUCCUUGGGUUAACGUGUAACCAUGAGCCGUCCCCUUCACCCCCUGAAGCCACUCACUCCCAGAUUAGGUGACUCGGGGGGUAUCAAGGCAGCAUGGACAGUGGCAAAGCGGGGCAGACCCUGAAGACUCACUGCUUAGCCCAGGUGAGAGCCUUCCGAGGUGUGCCUGGGGCUGGGGAACAGGCCCCUGGAACCCCAGCAGUCGGUGGGUCUGGGAGCUGCUGUCCUUGAGUUGGUUGGGACCCUGGGAGGCUGGGUUCUGGCAGCCUGGUCCCUGAAUGGGUCCAGCCUGUACAGCUGGGGUCCCAGGUAGGGGUGGGACAGGAACCACAAGAUCUCAGUCCCAAGAACGGGGGCUAGGCUGGGUUUCGGCUCAGCAACUCCCCAUUCCCCAAAGCGCCCAGAUGUCUGCAGGUGGCUGAGCCCCUUCAUCCUCUCGUGCUGCGUGUACUUCUGCCUCUGGAUUCCCAAGGACCAGCCGUCCUGGGUCGCUGCCCUGGUCAAGUGCCUGCCUAUCCUCUGCCUGGCCGGGUUCCUGUGGGUCGUGUCCCCAGGCGGGGGCUACACCCGGCUCUUCCAGGGAGCUCUCUUGUGCUCUGCAGUGGGGGACGCCUGCCUCAUCUGGCCUGAAGCCUUCCUCCCUGGCAUGGCCGCCUUCGCCACCACCCACCUUCUCUACGUCUGGGCCUUCGGCUUCUCUCCCCUGCAGCCUGGCCUGCUGCUGCUCAUCAUCCUGACCUCUGGCCCCUACCUCAGCCUUGUGCUGCAGCACGUUGAGCCGGAUAUGGGCCUGCCUGUGGCAGCCUAUGGGCUGAUCCUGAUGGCCAUGCUGUGGCGCGGCCUGGCCCAGGGCGGGAGUGCUGGCUGGGGCGGGCUGCUCUUCACACUCUCUGAUGGCGUGCUGGCCUGGGACACCUUCGUCCAGCCCCUGCCCUAUGCCCGCCUGGUGGUCAUGACCACCUACUACGCUGCCCAGCUCCUCAUCACACUGUCGGCCCUCAGGAGCCAGAUGGCCAAGACCGACUGACUAGAGAGCUUGAAGGGCCGGUAUUCAGGCCCUCUCCUCUUGCAAAGACCUGGGCCCCCCAGACCAGCCCAGCCUGAGAAAUACCCUCAGCAGCGAAGCUUCCUCACGCCUGUCUGCAGGCGCCGCCGCCGCUUCCAGCUGAAGACAUUUGAGGACCAUUUGCGGAAUUCCAAGUCCACUGCUGAGUUCCAGCUGCCUUCUCCAGGUUCUGACUCCAGAUCCCUGGCUCCUCAGCCAGGCCCACAUGUGGCCCUCCCAGCCACCAGCCCGCCUCCAUGUUCUGUGUCGGCCCCACAGUCUGCCCGCCCCCAGCUCCUGCUCUGAAUCGUUUUUCUUAUCUUAGUAAAGUGGGUGUGGAACCAUAGAUGUUGCUGUUACCGUGGGAGAGGCCUCGGGGAAGAUCAUUGUGAUUAACCAUCGCGGUUAAUGACAGCAAACGGUUCUAGGUCACUCCCCAUGGACCAGGCCUGGUGCCCAGUGGGACCCUCCCUGGCCCUCUGGUGGGAGUGGAUUUGAGGAGAUAAAGUGAGGAUUGUGCAGAACUGA